Molecule: messenger RNA, 2457 nt
Organism: Puccinia graminis f. sp. tritici CRL 75-36-700-3
Lineage: Eukaryota; Fungi; Basidiomycota; Pucciniomycetes; Pucciniales; Pucciniaceae
Exons: 4
Coding region: 1354-1758 (134 amino acids)
Source: RefSeq, a predicted model, not a curated record
GGCCGGGGAGCCCUGAUGAGAGGUGGACUAUGUAUGCAUUUUCAAAUGAUCUGAAUGCAUACUGAGUGUAUGCUACUAUUAUGUAAGACAGCACUGUGUGUACCACAUGUUUCUGAUGGGCAAUCUCGUGUGAUCCACAUCGAUCACUCUCUUCGCCUACAUAACCCUUAUUAUAUUCCUGCCUCAACCCCCCUCCAAGACUAGUAACGAGUUCAUUCUCCUCCUGUCUCUCUUCAUCUUUACAGUUUUCCAUUCUUGUUUUCCUUCCUUGUUGAUUCCUCCCUCCUCUCUCUCUCUCUCUUGACUCUCCCCUCCCCCCCUUUUCCCCUCCCCUCCUUUUUAAGAUCGAGCCUCUGUUGUGUAUCCCUCUUUCUUACUCACUCGCUCGCUCGCUCCACCAAGGAAGAAAGAAAGAAAAAAGAAGCCUGUUUCAGCAACCUGCCUCGCCCUCGGUUCACUAUUUUCUUUACACCCCAAGCAGUCAACAGUUCACGAUCAUUCUUGAUUACCAAAAAUAAAAUUCAAAAAACAAAACAAAACCAAAAAAAAUCAAAAAUACAUAUUAAACAGCAUUUAAAAAUAAUCUGUCCCUCACUUUGUUUGUUUGGUCUGGUGGAUUGUUGAGUCUGAUUGAUUGAUUUUUGAUUGUUUGUUUUUCUUCGUCUGUUCAUCCGUUUGUCACUGGGCUCUGGGUCGAUUGACUUCCGAUUGGUCAUUAACUUGACCAAGAACCACACAAUCAGCAUUCAAAAUACUCUUGACUCUCUCUCUCUCUCCUUUCCCCUUUCCCCUUUCCCCCCUUUCUCCCCUGAGCGAGCGGGCUACUAGCACCCUACGGACCUAUCGCACCGUCAUUCCUGCUGCAAAUAUUCGGUUAUCAACCUUGUUUUACAUAUUUAUUUACCUGCCAUCUCUCUCCGCUCGCUGCCUGCCAUCUUUCUCCCCCCCACACCUCUGGUCCGAUCUCUCCCAGCCCUUUUUUUGGACCGUAACUCUAGUGGUCCGGCGACCUCCCCCCCUCCUCCUCGCUCGGUUCGCAUCCAGAAAGUCCUAUAUAUAUAACUGGUCCUACAUCCCCCAGUCCACACUGCCUCCCCCACCCUCAGCAAGACCGCGUUACACACACACACUCAUAACUUCCUCACCCCUUCAUCGCAAUUACAUCAUCCCGAGCUACUCUUGAAACUUGUCUCAAGACACCCCCAGCAGCACAACUCGCUUUACUUUCUUCGAUCUUGUAUUAACUUCCUGAUCAUCUUUCUAGCCGAAGUCUACCGUGGGGUAGGUGUUGAAUGGACUUCAACCAACUGUGACCAGCAAGCAAAAACAAAAACUACCUAGGACAAGCCCAUUAUGGCUAUUAUGGACGAUGACGGUCCUUCAUUCACGAUCUAUCAAGAUCCCCCGGAUCUGCAGCCACCCCCAUCCAACGAACCCUCCCAAUCAUCCCCUACCCGUCCAGCACUCGCCGAGAUCAGACUACUCUCCUGGGCAAAUGAAGCUCAAUGCGAUAGUGCACUCAAGCAUGAAGUCUUUUUACCUCAACCAGAUUCUUCAUCAUCUCUACCCGAAACUACUCCGCCCUGCCCUGAAUCAGAAGAAUCUAAAGAAAAUCUCGACUCGAGACCAGUAGAUGCUCAAUCAUUCAAGACCCCACCUCGAAAGCUCAUCACGCCUGCUCACAUCCGCACUACGCCGAUCUACACAACCACUACUACUCCGACGACGACCCCCUCAAUCCUUCCACUUCGGAUAUAAUCCUCUACCUUUGAACCUCUACAUGGUCGCGACCCUUCCGUUGGAUCAUUCGCGCUCUCCAGUCCUUGCGAUUGAUGCGCUCGUGGCGCAAUGUCGUCACCAGCUGCUGCUUUCUUGCUUCCUAUCCUCAGCCAUUAUCCUCAGUAUCUAUUUUAACUAGCGUAUGUAUUAUCGAUCCGUUUAAUUGAAUGACACUCUUCUGUGAUCUUUCCUCGACCAGUUUUCUUUUUUUUUUCAAACCAGUUUCUACAAGAUGUGAUCCCUUGUUUAUUUGCGAUCUUAAGUUGUUGAUAACGCAUCUUUCUCUAGUUGACUUAUUUCCUCUUGAUUGAUUCUUUUUUUUUUAUAGCAAACUCUUGAAACUGUCUUGAAUACACUUCCGUCCUCCCACCCCCUCCUCUCCCCUUCGAUUUCUGUAGUCAAUUGCCCUUCCUUUUUCAUCAGUCUGUUUCUGUUGCCCUUCUUUUCGAAUUUUUUUUAUCCUCUUGAAACAGAGAAAGCCGUACUACAACUUAUCCUAUCUACCUCAAUAUAUACAAAACAACCCCCCUCAAGUCCAUUCGAUUAUCCUUCCUAGUACACAGGUCUUAUCUUAUCAUCUUACGACGACUUCUUAUGGUUAUGUCUUAAAUCCACUCAGAAUAAGUAAAUUAAAAUAUGCGGUACCAACUUCAAGAGAAUGAAUACCUUUUUUGAACU